UGGGACUCCCCCCUCCUUCCCUCCUGAGAAAGUGGAACUCCCUCUCUCCCUCCCUCCCAUCUACAGAUUUAACAGAGCAGAGUGAAGCUGACGGCCACAGUUGUUUUCUGGAUUGUAACAGAGAAAGAAGCCGCUCAUCGGACCGCCACCAUGGACCUGAAGCUGCUGCCACUGAUGCUUCUGCUCGCCAUCACCACACAUGUCCCAAGCUCAGACGCCAAACCCAUCAGUCUGGUUGAGCGGUGCCGGUGUCGCUCCACGCUCAACACCGUUCCUCAGCGCACCAUCAAAGAGCUCAAGUUUCUGCACACACCUAACUGCCCGUUCCAAGUCAUUGCGAAGCUGAAGAGCAACAGAGAGGUCUGCAUCAACCCGGAGACCAAGUGGCUGCAGCAGUACUUAAAGAAUGCCAUCAACAAGGUGAAAAAAUCCAAAAGACGCAACAACAAUAAAAUCUAAGGCGCGAUGAGCAUUUUGCUGUCGGAGCUGAGAUUCCCAGGUCAAACGUCUAUACCUCCCUGACACCGCUUUGGAUGUACGCAAACACGCUGUAUGCACCCGUCUGCCUCUACGGACCGCCUGCAGAGGGAACGCCUCACCUCCGAGCUGCAGCAUCGCUGUGAACCUUUGAGGAGUCGCCUCCUGCCAUCCUACACAAACGCAGUCACGACCUGGAACAACGGGACAAAUAUAUCAGCUGAGAGACUAACAAAGCAGACCGUGUGUUUGAACUAACUGCUUCUGUGCCUGUAUAUAUAUUAUUUUAUUUCACACAGCUGUUUAGGACACUUUCUGACUCACACAAAGCUUUCGCAACAUGCAGGGGCGUGUCCAGGGAGUGGCCUGGGGUAGCGUAUGCCACCCUUGGAAUCUGAUUGGCCACCCCAGGCGCCACCACACUAAUUUACCUUUAAAUAGGCUUUUCAUUGUCCAAAAAAGGCUUGGAGGUAAAACAAAAAUAGCAUAACCAUUGGUGCCACCCAUGCACAAAGUUGUGCCUCACCUGGGCCACCCCAUUUUAAAAGAUCUGGACACGCCACUGGCAUCAUGUCAGUUUUGACUAGCAGUGUGCGCUCCCGCACGGAUGUGUCGGUUUUGGUUUUUAUAAAACAAGAAGCCUUUAAUGUGCAAACACCAAAGGAAAUUCAUUUAGGUCAAAUGCACCGAGCUUUUCCUGCAGAGGAAUCAGUUUUCACCCCCUCAUUCACUCAAAUUACUUCCCGCAUCAUUUAGGCUUCCACUUCUCUACUGCAGGAUUUCCAGAAUAAAAAAAGUGCGCAGAUUUGACGUGAAUGUGGCGUUACUUUUUAAUUGAAGGGCGAAGAGAGGAAAACGCAGAAACGGGUCACUGGGUUGAAGCAUUUGCUAAUUAGGAGAGACAAUGAGUUUGGCAUCACUUCAGGAACAAAACAAAGAAGGCUUAUGUAAACAGACAAGAACCAAUUUUACGGUGCUACAUUUUCACAAUAAGAGUUGUCGUAUUUCACAGCUGACUUUGCGCACGAAGGAACAAAAGACCGAGGAUGUUGUAGGUUGAAGGAUUUUUGCCAGGUGAUGUUAAAGCCACGCGGGAAAUAAAAGGCCUCAUUAGUGCAGCUUUUUGCUAUUAUUUGAGAUAAAAAAGGAGGAACAAAGAUGAAUGAAUGAGUUAAUAAUCCAUCUUUAAGAUACACGCUCACCUCACAUGGCAUAGAUUCAGGUUUAUUUUGUAAUUAUAUAUCAGGAGUCAAGAGCUGUGCAUAUGAUCAGUUUUCUACCAACACCUGUCCUUCAGAGGAAUGAAAAGCUAAGAAACAGUCGAAUGACUCGCGUCAUAAAGGGACUGGAAAGCUUUUAAUUAUUCACUUUUUAUGUUCAUUUUUGAGCCACUUUAUUAUCAAAUAUGUCUUUUUUAAGUGUGUUUUUGUAUUUUUCUACAUUUUUAAUCUUACUAAUUGUUAUUAAUAAGUUGUACAGUAAGUAGCUACAAAAUGAAGGCAGUUUCAGUGUUAAAACUCACUACUAAACAUGCAGUUUGUAGUCAUGAUUCUUUAUAUGCUUAAAGUCGAGUCAAAUCUGUUAAAACUAACAGAAAACAAAAAGCUGUGGAGCUCAGGUGUCUGUUUCAAGUCAAUAAUUAUAUAUGUAAUUAUUACUUCAGCUGAUGUGUCAACAGCACCACUGAACCAAGACAGAGCACAAAAAAAUAAAUACAAGAAAUAAAAUGAAUCCAUCUAACAGCAGCUCUCUGUCUGGACUAUUCUAACACCAAACAACCACAAAAUUCGCAAAAUUUGGGUUUCUUAAUCCAUUUUUGUAGAAAUCAACACAUUUUCUCCACUUUUUCUAUUUUUUUAUCUUAUUUAAUGACUGGUGAUGAUCAUCUUAACAGCUUGCAACAAAUAGUGCAAAAGUCCUGCUACUGAAUUCUCAUAGAUAUGGUUUAAAUCUCAUUUAAUUAUGCUAACUCAUGUAAACACAGUUGAACAGAUCUUUUAAAGGUUGAAAAUUCAUGAUAAAUGCCUAAUUUUAGUCACUGUGUGUGUUCAUGGAUAAAUCACUUCAUUUUUUGUAUUUCACUUAUUGAACUCUGGGAUUUACUUCAGUUAUUUUCACAAGUAACAUCAAGAUAAUUAAAAUAAGCAGCAGCCAUAGUAAAUGAAUGAAACAUCUUUAUUUCGCUCAUAGUUCACUGGGAUCUAUGGAAAACAUGAUGUUACGUGUAUUUAAGUGUCGUUAUAUCUGCAGAAGUGAUUUGAUGUGAUUAAACUUCAGACAUAAACAGACGUUCAUUAAAUAUGGUGCAACUACGUCUUUUAAGUGUGUCGAGAACUUACACAAAUCACAUUUUCUGUUUUUUUUAUUGACUUUAUUUUGAUGAUCGUUGAAUCUAAGUGAGUUUUAUUUGAACCCCAAGGCAAUGUGAAUUUAUUUUGUUUCUUUUGAGGCAGCUUCUGACAUGUUUGUUUUUUUACAUAAACAAGAUAAAUUACAUUGUAUUCUUGCUGCUUGUAAACUGAGAGGCAGUAUUUUAGUCAUGACAUCUUUGCUCUUUUUUUCAAUAAAGUAUUACAAGACAAAAUCCA
Molecule: messenger RNA, 3065 nt
Organism: Nothobranchius furzeri (turquoise killifish)
Lineage: Eukaryota; Metazoa; Chordata; Actinopteri; Cyprinodontiformes; Nothobranchiidae
Gene: cxcl12b
Product: chemokine (C-X-C motif) ligand 12b (stromal cell-derived factor 1)
Biological process (GO): defense response; immune response; chemotaxis
Cellular component (GO): extracellular region
Molecular function (GO): chemokine activity
Source: RefSeq, a predicted model, not a curated record